CCCUCUAGGAAGUGAGCUAAAGUAUGGAACGUUCAAAAACAGCAAACAGGAUACAUAGUGACACAGUGUCCCAUCAUCUCUAAAUGGAGUGACUGUCAGUAUGUGGUACCUAAAUGGCUUCAGCCCUGGGGAAUGGACACUCUGCCUGCUUGUCUGCUGUGUUACUGUUACUGGAUCAUCUGCUGGUGGCAAGGGAUCUGUGCAGAAGGACACAGUCUCAGGUGGUAUGAAUGUACUUUUGUUAAUUGUGGAUGAUCUUAGGACAAGUCUUGGAUGUUAUGGUGACAGUGUUGUAAAGUCCCCUAACAUUGAUCAACUGGCCUCUCGGAGCGUAAUAUUUACAAAUGCGUAUGCCCAGCAAGCAGUUUGCGCUCCAAGUAGAGUAUCCUUCUUAACAGGCAGAAGGCCGCAAACAACCAGGCUUUUUGACGUCCAUUCCUACUGGAGAACUCAUGCUGGAAAUUACUCCACUCUCCCGCAGUACUUUAAAGAACAUGGCUAUGAAACAAUGUCAGUUGGAAAAGUGUUCCAUCCAGGUAUUUCAUCCAAUCGCUCUGAUGAUUACCCAUACAGUUGGUCAAAUAAACCAUUUCACCCAUCUUCUGAAAAAUAUGAGAAUGAAAAGACCUGUAAGGGUAAAGAUGGAAAGCUUCAUGCAAAUCUUGUAUGUCCGGUGGAUGUCUCAGAAGUCCCUGAGGGAACGUUACCCGAUAUACAAAGCACAGAAGAAGCAAUAAGACUAUUGCACAAUGUCAAGCAGAAGAAAUCUUCGUUUUUCCUAGCUGUUGGCUAUCACAAACCUCAUAUCCCGUUCCGAUUUCCAAAAGAGUUUCUAAAGUUAUACCCAAUUGAAAACGUUACAUUGGCUCCUGAUCCAUAUAUACCAAAGAAACUACCUUUAGUUGCAUAUAACCCGUGGACAGACAUUCGGAAAAGAGAGGAUGUGCAGGCGUUAAAUAUCAGUUUCCCAUUUGGACCUAUCCCAAAACAUUUCCAGCUUUUGAUUCGCCAGAGUUACUAUGCCUCUGUCUCCUACCUUGAUACCCAGAUUGGAAAGUUGCUGAGUACCCUGGAUAACCUAGAAUUAUCAAAUAACACAAUAGUUGUGUUCAUCUCAGAUCAUGGCUGGUCCUUAGGAGAGCAUGGUGAAUGGGCAAAGUAUAGCAAUUUUGAUGUGACCACACGUGUGCCACUCAUGUUCUAUGUACCAGGAGUUACUAGUAUCCAACAAUCAAAAGAACCCACUUUUGAGUACAUAGAUCCAUUCAAAUAUGGGUUGGGUAACAAACUUCCAGGCAAAUCACUGGAUGUUCCUGUCGAACUAGUGUCGCUAUUCUCAACAAUUGGCGAACUUGCUAAACUUCCGGUUCCUACUGACUGUCCAACCCCUUCAUUUCACGUAGAGCUGUGUACAGAAGGUCAGAGUAUUGUACCAUACUUUCACAUGCCAAAAGAAGAGAAUAACUCAGAUGUUGCUGCCUUUAGCAGUUACCCCCGACCAUCUGACACUCCACAAUGGAAUUCGGAUUUACCAGACCUUAAAGACAUACGAGUCAUGGGAUAUUCAAAAAGAACAGUUGAUUAUAGAUAUACAGUGUGGGUUGGCUACAAUCCUGUUACGUUUGAGGCCAAUUUUACAGACAUUCAUGCUCAAGAGCUGUAUCUGGUUAAAAGUGAUCCAAAUCAAGAUGAUAACUUGCUUAAUAAUUCAUUGAGAUAUGAAUGUUCAAAUGUUUUGGGGGUACAAAAACGUGUUGGCAAGAUAACUCAGUGGGAUAAACUAGCUGCAUUCGAGCUGUGUGUAACCUAAAGGUCAUAUUACGUCCUGAUAUCAUUCUUCUGCGGUUGAAGAAAUUAGUUAAAAAUCAGUCAGCUAACCAUAAUAUUAUGUGAUUCUCUAUAAAGAGUUUUUGAAUAAUUUUUUUAUGCUAUGAUUUUGUACACAUAGCAUG
Pelobates fuscus (common spadefoot toad) is the source of this 1952-nucleotide messenger RNA. RefSeq names its product iduronate 2-sulfatase (gene IDS). Gene Ontology annotation, cellular component: cytoplasm. The transcript has 9 exons. Gene Ontology annotation, molecular function: iduronate-2-sulfatase activity. Bases 101 to 1810 code for a protein of 569 amino acids. The record is from RefSeq and is a predicted model, not a curated record. Lineage: Eukaryota; Metazoa; Chordata; Amphibia; Anura; Pelobatidae.